This is a messenger RNA of Protopterus annectens (West African lungfish), 1070 nucleotides long. RefSeq names its product integrator complex subunit 8-like. The record is from RefSeq and is a predicted model, not a curated record. The coding region runs from base 168 to 1070 and encodes 300 amino acids. Gene Ontology annotation, cellular component: integrator complex. The transcript is spliced from 8 exons. Lineage: Eukaryota; Metazoa; Chordata; Ceratodontiformes; Protopteridae. Gene Ontology annotation, biological process: snRNA 3'-end processing.
CGCCGACUUGGAGGGGGUGGUUCUGGGCUGUGGGAACAGUUGCAUGGAGAGGGUUGGGUUAAACUUAAUAAAGAGGAAAGGUAUUAUUUCCUACAUUUACCCCUGAUGAGCUAUGUUCAUAUAACAGCGUAGGCAGCAGUAAACUGCACAGAAGAACAAGCAUAAGGAUGAGUGCCGAGGUUGCUGAUUGGGAGGCUACUGCAGGGAGCCGUCCUUGCACACCACCUCAAGCAUCUUGGUUUGAAUUCCUUCUAAAUGAGCCACUUUUAGAGCAACACUUGCAGAAAUAUUGUUCAGAUUCAGCUCCAGUUCAAUUAAUAGUCCAGUUUUUGGAGCAGGCAUCUAAACCUUCACUUAAUGAACAAAACCAAGUGCAACCACCUCCAGAUAAUCGACGUAAUCGGACACUGAAACGACUUGCUUUGAAAGUAGCUGCUCAUCUCAAAUGGGACUUGGACAUUUUGGAGAAGAGCCUGACUGUUCCAGUCAUGAACAUGCUUUUAAAUGAGCUUCUUUGUGUGAGCAAAGUCCCUGCAGGAACAAAACAUGUAGACUUGGAUCUAUCAAGCCUUCCUCCCACAACCGUAAUGGCCAUACUGCUGUACAAUCGAUGGGCCUUGCGGACAGUAGUAAAGAGCAGUUUUCCAGUGAAGCAACCCAAAAUUGGUCCACCCCAACUGAACAUAAUAACCCAAAUGCAGCAAGAGAAGGAGUUAACAGACAGUAUUUUGAAAGUGUUGAAGGAGCAGACGGAGGACUCUAUUUUAGUAUUAGAAGCUGCUUUCCACUUGAAGAAAGAUCAUUAUGUCCACACUGUAAGAACUCUGGAUUUGCUAGCCGCAGAGCCUGGGAUAACAAAUGGAGAGACCGAAUGCUCAACUGCUGGAUUGCUGAUCCAUAAUGAAGAAAUGCAGUGUCUGUCCAGUUUUGCCAAGAAACAAAGUAAACAGUUUCAGCAGAACGCUGUUAAGCAGACAUCUAACAUGCAGUGGCCAGGAGCUACCAAAGAGAAAGUUGAAACCAACCCCCCAAAACAUGGAACAGUGAACUCGGACAGAAUUGGUACUUAA